AUGGAGGCUGUAAUCAGUGAUAGUAGCUCGUGGGUGAUAAAGAAAAUCUUCAACUUAAGAGAGCACAUUCCAAACUUGAAGCCAGUUUUGGAUCACAUGAUUCAAAAGAGGACUUUUAGUAUGAAACGCAUGUAUGAUAAGAUGGUGGACUCGGAUAAGGUACCUUGGAGACAUCUAUUAAAAGGUAAUUGUGCUAGACCUAGGGCUUCUAUCAUUACAUGGAUGGCCUGCUAUGGCAGACUGGGUACAAAGGACAGACUGAUACGUUUUGGAUUGAUAAUUGAACACGAGUGUAGCGUGUGCAAAGAGGUUGAUGAAACUCUGGACCAUCUUUUGUUUGAUUGCAGGUUUGCUAAAGAUGUGUGGAAGCAUGUACUGUUGUGGUUAGGCAUAACACAUGAGCCUCAACCUUGGUCUAUUGAGAUUGGGUGGAUUAUGCAUAUGAUUGCUAAAAAAGGACGGAGAUACAAGAUACUAAAGGUUGCAGUGGCUGAAACUGUAUAUGGUAUAUGGCAAUAUAGAAAUGAAGUAAUUUUUGGAAAGUAUACUCAUAGGAAUACUAGCAUAGAUAUUGGAGAAAGAAUUAUAGAGAAAGUGAUGUAUAGAGGGUGGUAUUCGACCAAAUUAAGGAAGCACGUAGUUACCUUGAUGCUUUAG
Messenger RNA from Vicia villosa (hairy vetch), 657 nucleotides. RefSeq lists its product as uncharacterized. The coding region runs from base 1 to 657 and encodes 218 amino acids. Lineage: Eukaryota; Viridiplantae; Streptophyta; Magnoliopsida; Fabales; Fabaceae. The transcript has a single exon. The record is from RefSeq and is a predicted model, not a curated record.